CUAACGCUGACUUGUAAAACACGAAUCAGCGAGUAUUAGAUUCACUCUCACCCACUCCACUACUGAGUCGAGAGAUCGUCGGCGAUAGGGUGUAGGAGAAAGGAAUCUGGAAAAAAAUGGCGUCGAACCAAGUGAGGGCAUCCCACAUACUCAUCAAACACGAAGGAUCUAGGCGUAAAUCUUCAUGGAAAGAUCCAGAAGGUCGCAUCAUCUCUAACACCACCAGAGACGCCGCCGUUUCCCAGCUCAAAUCCUUUCGCGAUGACAUCAUCUCCGGCAAGUCCAAGUUCAAAGAUGUUGCUUCUCGCUUCUCUGAUUGCAGCUCUGCCAAACGCGGUGGCGAUCUAGGUCCAUUUGGUCGAGGGCAGAUGCAGAAACCUUUUGAAGUUGCAACUUAUGCACUGGAGGUUGGUGAUAUCAGUGACAUCAUUGAUACUGACAGUGGUGCUCACAUAAUUCUGAGAACCGGUUAACAUUGGUGGAGAAAGUAUCUACAGAUUCAAGAGCAAUUGCAAGUUGUAACGUUUUUUUUUUUUUUAUUAAUUUUGGUGUUUCAAAGACUACCCUUCCCACGUUUGUGUCGUAUUGCAGCAACAAAAUUAUAUAUUUUGAUUGUAUUAUCAGUCAAAUACAACUCCAGAUGCUUGAUGUUUAUAGACGUUUUAAUCCAUGUGUUGAGAGUUUCUUAA
Solanum stenotomum is the source of this 689-nucleotide messenger RNA. RefSeq names its product peptidyl-prolyl cis-trans isomerase Pin1-like. Bases 117 to 473 code for a protein of 118 amino acids. The record is from RefSeq and is a predicted model, not a curated record. The transcript is spliced from 2 exons. Lineage: Eukaryota; Viridiplantae; Streptophyta; Magnoliopsida; Solanales; Solanaceae. Gene Ontology annotation, molecular function: peptidyl-prolyl cis-trans isomerase activity. Gene Ontology annotation, cellular component: cytosol; nucleus.